AUGCGGCUGGACCUUGAUGGGCUGGACGUCUUCUUCCCAUAUGACUUCAUGUAUCCAGAGCAGUAUGACUACAUGCUCGAGCUAAAGCGAUCCCUGGAUGCCAAAGGUCACUGCUUGCUAGAGAUGCCCACAGGCACCGGGAAGACCGUCUGCCUAAUCUCUCUUAUCACCUCCUACCAGUUUGCCCACCCGGAGGUGGGCAAGCUCAUCUACUGCACCCGCACGGUGCCCGAGAUGAUGAAGUGUAUCGAGGAGCUCAAGAGAGUCAUCGGGUACAGAAAGGACCAGCUUGGACCGGAAGGGGAGAAGGUGCUAGCGCUUUGCCUGAGCUCCCGUCGAAACCUGUGUAUUCACGAGCGAGUGAUCGAGGAGAGCGACAGGGAGGCCGUCGACGGGGCCUGCCGAGACAUGACCGCUAGCUGGGUCAGGAAGAAGGCGGAAGCAGGGGGCGGAGGGGAGCUGUGCGAGUUCUUUGAGGGCUACUCGGCGAACGGCAGCGACGCCGCGAUGCCGAACGGGAUCUACAGCCUCGACGACCUGAAGGAGUUCGGCAAGGAGAAGGGUUGGUGCCCCUACUUUUUGGCGAGGCACAUCAUCAACCACGCCAACGUGCUGGUGUACAACUACCAGUACAUGCUGGACCCGAAGGUUGCCGGCAUGGUGUCCCGCGAGCUGGAGGCGGAGAGCGUGGUGGUCUUUGACGAGGCGCACAACAUCGACAACGUGUGCACCGAGGCUCUCAGCGUAGAUCUCGACAAGCGGAGCCUCGAUGCCGCUUCCAGGUGCCUUGGGAAGAUUUCAUCCAAGGUGGCCGAGAUGAAACGAACGGACCAAGCAAGGCUCAAUGCGGAGUACCAACGCCUGGUCAGCGGCCUCGCAGACUCGGGCUUGGGCCGAGCGAGCGGGGGCGUAGCCGGCAGCGCUGCGGGCGCGGGGGGUGCCGCCGCUGCUGGCGGCGGCGGCGGCGGAGCAGCGGGAGCGGGGGCUAGCGCCGGCAGCGGCGGCGGUGCGACGGAGGUGGCAGCGGCGGCGGACGCGAUUCCGGCUAACCCGGCGCUUCCCGCCGAUAUCUUGCAGGAGGCGGUGCCCGGUAACAUACGAAGGGCGGAGCAUUUCGUGUCGUUCAUGCGAAAGGUCGUGGAGCACUUCAAGACGCGCGUGCGCGUGCAGAGCGUCGAGUCGGAGACACCUCUGGCGUUCGUCCACCGCAUGCAGCAGGUGACGGCGCUGGAGAGGAAGCCGCUCAAGUUCGCCUACUCCCGACUGAACUCGCUCCUGCGAACGUUGGAGGUCACGGGGCUGGACGACUUCCGCCCCCUUGUCGACGUGGCAGACUUCGCUACGUUGGUGGGCACGUACACGGAAGGCUUCGCAGUGGUGAUAGAGCCUACCGGGAGCGUGGUCCCCGGUGUUUACGAGCCCGUGAUGCGGCUGGCGUGCCUCGACGCGUCCCUCGCUAUCCGGCCCGUCUUCGAGCGCUUCGCUUCGGUGGUGAUCACGUCGGGAACCCUGUCUCCUCUCGACCUGUACCCCAAGCUGCUGGGUUUCAGCCCCGUGGUUCGGACGGCGUUGUCGAUGUCCACCGUGCGGAAGUGUAUCUGUCCCCUGGUCGUCACGAGGGGGUCGGAUCAGCUCCCUAUGAGCACCAAGUUCGACCAGAGAGACGACCCGUCUGUCGUCAGAAACUACGGGGCUCUGAUGAUCGAGCUGGCCGCGAUCGUUCCCGAUGGCGUCGUCUGCUUCUUUACCAGUUACAGCUACAUGGAAAUGAUCGUGUCGAAGUGGGACGAGCUUGGCGUGCUGAAGAGAGUCCUCGAAAAGAAGUUAAUCUUCAUCGAGACAAAGGACGUGGUGGAGACGACGCUUGCCCUGGACAACUUCAAGCGUGCGUGCGACUGCGGGAGAGGGGCGAUUUUUCUUUCCGUCGCCAGGGGAAAGGUGGCGGAGGGUAUCGAUUUCGACCGGCAUUACGGCCGUGCGGUGGUGAUGUUCGGGGUGCCCUUUCAGUACACCCUCAGCCACGUGCUGAGGGCAAGGCUGGAGUACUUGAGGUCUACCUUUCAGAUUCGGGAGGGGGACUUCUUGACUUUCGACGCCAUCCGGCAGUGCGCGCAGUGCAUCGGGCGCGUCAUCCGCAGCAAGACCGACUACGGCCUGGUCAUCCUCGCCGACUCCCGUUAUAACCGGCACGACAAGAGAUCUAAGUUGCCGGGAUGGGUUCUGCAGUUCCUUGAUGAGACACACCUCAACAUGUCGGCGGACAACGCGGCGGCGAUGGCGAGGAUGUUCCUUAAGGACAUGGCCCAGCCGCUGGACCCUCUCCGACUCAAGGGCACCAUGCUGGACACCAAGAAGGUGGCCGCCAGAAAUCGUGAAAAGACCGGGAAAGAGCAGAGAAAUGCCUCGGAGCUGAACCCGUCGGCCGCCGCGGCGGCGGGGGGCGGGGGCGCGGUGGAUGGCAUGGAGAUCGAGUAGUUGUUCGGGGAGGCGAUGGCGCGGUCACUUGCAGUGCGGCUGUAGCGGGGGGGGCUUUCGUUGUGUAUGGGCGAUCGUUUUUUCAAGACCGCCCGGGAGACGUUUGAG
This is a messenger RNA of Ectocarpus siliculosus, 2583 nucleotides long. The record is from the annotation of a GenBank genome assembly. Lineage: Eukaryota; Phaeophyceae; Ectocarpales; Ectocarpaceae.